This is a messenger RNA of Aspergillus pseudonomiae, 1879 nucleotides long. Its product is annotated as HET-domain-containing protein. The transcript has 2 exons. The coding region runs from base 62 to 1879 and encodes 605 amino acids. NCBI's taxonomy places the organism in Eukaryota, Fungi, Ascomycota, Eurotiomycetes, Eurotiales, Aspergillaceae. The record is from RefSeq and is a predicted model, not a curated record.
CUUAUCAUGUAUAUAUCCUGCCUCCUCUCUACAUGACAAACCAUCGCUGGGGACGCGAUUCAUGAGUAUGCGUUUACUCCGCACCAACUACAUGCCCCUGCAGCUACAGGAAUUUGGAGAGGACAAGAUCAACAAGGGCGAGGUCAAGUAUGCAAUUCUGUCGCACCGAUGGGGGGACGAUGAAACAAGUUUCCAGGAUCUAGGACACCUGGAGGAAGACGGGAAAAAAGCUACCAAGGGGUACAAGAAAAUCCAGCGCUUCCUCGAGCGAGCAGCGAAAGAUGGAUACGACUACGCCUGGAUCGACACUUGUUGCAUCAACAAGGAAAGCAGCGCCGAGCUAUCCGAAGCCAUCAACUCCAUGUUCCGGUGGUACCAUCUGGCCGGGAUAUGCUAUGCGUACCUUCAGGACGUCUAUCCGAGCAAGAACCCAGCGAAUGUGGACACCCAGCUUCAGAGAAGUGAAUGGUUCAAACGGGGCUGGACGUUGCAGGAACUGAUCGCUCCACCGAAUUUGGUUUUCCUCUCGCGGGACUGGACUGAUAUAGGAAAUAAGAAUGAUCGGAGCCAACUGAUAUCCAAGAUUACGCUGAUAGACGAGAGCGUUCUGCGAGGAAAGACUCGACUGGGCGAUUGUAGCGUCGCAAAGAGGAUGUCGUGGGCUUCGUCCAGGGUAACAACCAGAACGGAAGAUACCGCGUAUUGUCUCAUGGGUAUCUUUAAUGUGAAUAUGCCCUUGCUCUAUGGAGAAGGCAGGAAGGCUUUUAUUAGACUCCAGGAGGAGAUCAUGAAGGGGUCCGAUGAUCAGAGUCUUUUUGCCUGGGACGCCUCUGACCUUCAAGGCUUCAACAGCACCGGUCUGUUAGCGCUCACACCGGGCUUUUUCAAGAACUCCAGGAAUAUCGUCCCCUUUCGAUCUCUGAAGAAUAGCUCCCCUUACUCAGUGACUAACAAGGGAAUCCGAUUGCAGUUACCGCUGAUUACCAUCAAAGGUGAUGGAGGGAAAACCUUUGGACGUGAAAUCGUCAAACAAAGAAAGGCGCUUCUGUUGGAAUGCCAGGAGGUGUCGGCGGAUCACCGUGCGAAACCAGUAGCUGUAAUGUUGGGUCAAUUAGCUGGCAGUGACUCGCAGUUCAUUCGCAUCAAUCGUGGCCUACACAGAUACCUGUCAUGGGCUCACCUCCGGUUCGUUGAGCCUUCGGAGAUAUAUGCAAGGAAGAUCUACCAGGGCUUCGAGGAGGCUGUUAUAGAGCCUGCAAGAAAAUUCACAGGCCCGGACGCGGGCCUCAGCAAACCCCAGCGCAACAUGGUUUUAUUUUUUGACGAUAGAUGUUACAAUAGCUUUCCCAAGGGUAAUGGAUCCGCGAUUCAGACCAUACACGAUCUUGUUAGCGAUGCCGGCAACGUGCAGGUUUGCUACUACGAUCAACCCACCACGGAUGAUAACAUCGAAAAGCGUGUAAUGCGCGCGCACAAGCAUGACAUAUGGGGUUCUUAUAAAGCCUGGUAUCAUGCGGUGUCGCGCGGGAAUCCUGAUUCAGCGAGAGGUGACUUUUCUGAAUUGACCUCAAUUCGAGGCUGGACCCACGAAUGCGCAGUUACCUUCUUGGGUCUAUUUGAUUCAGUCAACAGAGCACCUGGCUGUAACCUGGCAAGGGGGACUAGUGGUCGUCAGAAAGAGGAAAACCUACCAUCUGUUGUUACACAUCCUGGUCUUGUCGUCCGCCAUGCCGUGGCCAUCGACGAACAAGACCCUUCAUUACGCCCCAACCUGGGCUACGAAGCAGCCGAAUGUAUGCAUGACUUCCAAGAGAUUUGGUUUCUGGGUGGACACGCGGUGCGCAUCCUCCUGUGUCUUUUGGCACCGAUGGGCUUCUGA